This is a messenger RNA of Carassius carassius (crucian carp), 5098 nucleotides long. RefSeq names its product RAS p21 protein activator (GTPase activating protein) 1a (gene rasa1a). NCBI's taxonomy places the organism in Eukaryota, Metazoa, Chordata, Actinopteri, Cypriniformes, Cyprinidae. Bases 624 to 3650 code for a protein of 1008 amino acids. Gene Ontology annotation, molecular function: protein binding. The transcript is spliced from 26 exons. Gene Ontology annotation, biological process: regulation of GTPase activity. The record is from RefSeq and is a predicted model, not a curated record.
UCUCUUUAGACUGCGCUGCGUCGAUUGUCGAGCUCACGGAUGUGAAUGGGUCGGUUCGGUGAUCUGCUGGCCUGGUCUGCGCAUGAGCGGGGAAGCGCAGGGAGAGGAGUGGGACUGGGAGCAGCUGUGGCAAAUGUUCCACCAGUCCAGCAAUCUCGAGAAGAAAAGACCAUUUACGACUGAAGAAAACACUUUAACGCACUCUUUGAGCGGAAUCUAGUGAGGAGAAUCGCGUCGGGCGUCCGCGAACACCUGCGAAGCGUCCAAAGUAGCAGAUCGGCGCGUUUUCUGAACUCACUUGCAAACAAAAUAACAACCCCGAAAGACUGACAAUAAAAGCCCACAACUGACACCAAACCGAACCAGGGCCUCGAUACACCGUCCUCUCCUCAACUCGGACAUUUACCCUGCACUAUUUCAGAACAGUCUUUCUUCUCUUUGUGAAACUCGUGAAACAAUGAAGACUUAAACUCAUGUGUUAGCCGCUGAGCUGUAUGUAUGUGUGUGUGUGUGAGUCUGUGCUCUUCUCCAGGAAACUUUGUCCCGUCUCUUUAAAAGACUGGAAGCAGAAGAAGCUGUAACAGACUCGGAGAAGAAGCUCAGGCUGUCUUCUUGAUUUCUGUAUGGAGGUGAGGGGCGAGGACAGGGGAUCGGACGGCAGCAGAGGCCCCGACUCGACCCACUUUCCUCUCUACAACAAACCCCCGCGAGCACGGCUGGCGGAUCCUGACAUGAUGAUCUACCCCGGUUCUGGAGGAGAGGAUUUCACGGGGAGAGCCGCCGCUGCGGGCUGCGAGUCGCCCUCCUCGGACGGACCGGGCAGCAGCCGGAUGUCACCCACCGACGGGCCCACGGUUCUGCCAAGUUUAACGGCGCUCCCUCCGCCGCCUGGAAUCGGGGCACAGGGGAGCGUGGAUGAAAGCGAUCAACAGGAUGGGCCAGAAUAUGAGGAAGAGGAGGUUGUUUUCCCCCUUUCAGCGCCGCCCUCCAACCAAUGGUACCAUGGAAUGUUGGACAGAACCAUUGCAGAAGAGCGAUUGCGUCAGGCUAGGACACCGGGCAGCUACCUCAUCAGGGAAAGUGACCGCCGACCUGGAUCCUUCGUACUGUCCUUUCUCAGCGUGACCAAUGUGGUCAAUCACUUCAGGAUCAUUGCGAUGUGUGGAGAUUACUACAUCGGUGGACGACGCUUCUCGUCCCUGUCAGACCUCAUUGGUUACUACAGCUAUGUGUCUUGUCUACUGAAAGGUGAAAAACUGUCGUCUCCAGUGGCUCCCCCAGAGCCAGUAGAGGACCGGCGACGAGUGAGGGCCAUACUUCCAUACACCAAAGUGCCAGAAACUGAUGAGAUCAGUUUUCUCAAAGGAGACAUUUUUAUCGUUCACAAUGAACUGGAAGAUGGUUGGAUGUGGGUAACCAAUGUUCGGACCGAAGAACAGGGCCUUAUCGUGGAUGAUCUUGUUGAGGAGGUGGGACGAGAAGAGGAUCCCCAUGAGGGAAAAAUCUGGUAUCACAGGAAGAUCAGCAAACAGGAGGCGUACAACCUGCUAAUGACAGUUGGACAGGUCUGCAGCUUUCUGGUCAGGCCAUCGGACAACACACCAGGCGACUACUCCCUCUUCUUUCGUACCAAUGAGAACAUCCAAAGGUUCAAGAUUAGCCCCACUCCCAACAACCAGUACAUGAUGGGAGGGCGGUACUAUAACAGUGUUGACGAUAUCAUCGAGCGUUAUCGAAAAGAGCAGAUCGUGGAGGGCUACACUCUGAAAGAUCCCGUCUCAGUCCAGCAGAAAGAGCAAGUCCUCUCCGACUUGGUCGACGGCAGAGAAAUCUAUAACACUAUUCGACGGAAAACAAAAGAUGCUUUCUACAAAAACAUUGUCAAGAAAGGAUAUCUUCUCUUCAACAAAGGUAAGGGUAAGCGCUGGAAGCAUUUGUACUUCAUCCUGGAGGGCAACGACGCUCAGCUCAUUUACUUUGAGAGUGAGAAGCGAGCCACCAAACCCAAAGGACUAAUCGAUCUGAGUGUGUGCUCUGUGUAUGGAGUCCACGACAGUCUGUUUGGCAGGCCAAACUGUUUCCAGAUUGUGGUUCAGCACUUUAGCGAGGAGCAGUACAUUUUCUACUUUGCUGGGGAGACACCUGAGCAGGCACAGGACUGGAUGAAAUGCCUGCAGACAUUCUGCAAUAACCUUAGGAAACCCUUGCAGACCACAUUCAACAAGCGCUUGCGUCAGGUUAGCAGUUUAGUCCUGUAUGUGGAGGAGGCCCACAAACUUCCCAUCAAACACUUCACCAACCCCUAUUGCACCAUCUCAUUGAACAAUGUGCAGGUGGCGAAGACUCAUCCCAGAGAGGGACAGAACCCUGUGUUCACCGAGGAGUUCAUCUUUGAUGACUUGUCGAGCGACAUCAACAGAUUUGAAAUAAUCCUAAGCAACAAGACCAAGAAGAGCAAAGAAAGUGACAUCUUGUUCAUGCGCUGCCAGCUGAGCAGGCUGCAGAGGGGCCAGAUGAUCGAUGAGUGGUUUCCUCUGAGCUCCUAUGUGCCGCUGAAGGGAAUUGAGCCAGGCUCACUGCGCAUAAGAGUGCGAUAUUCAAUGGAGAAGAUUAUGUCUGAGGAAGAGUACAGUGAAUUCAAAGAGCUCAUCCUGCAGAGAGACUAUCAUGUGAUCUACGCGUUGGCUCACGUGUGUGGACAGGACCGCACCCUGCUGGCCAGCAUCCUGCUCCGUAUCUUGAGACACGAGCGAGCCGAAGCUCCGUUACUGAGGAUGUUGAAUGACAGAGAAAUUAAUAUGGAGGAUGAAGCUACGACGCUGUUUCGGGCCACAACUCUGGCCAGUACUUUGAUGGAGCAGUACAUGAAGGCCACAGCCACCCCUUUCGUCCAUCACGCCCUCAAAGACACAAUACUGAAGAUCAUGGAGAGCAAGCAGUCCUGUGAGCUGAACCCGUCUAAACUGGAGAAGAAUGAGGAUGUUAACCUGAAUCUAGCUCACUUACUCAACAUCCUGUCGGAGCUGGUGGAGAAGAUAUUUAUGGCUGCUGAGAUCUUGCCCCCGACCCUGAGGUACAUUUAUGGCUGUCUUCAGAAGUCUGUGCAGAAGAAAUGGCCUACCAACACUACAAUGAGAACCCGAGUUGUGAGUGGUUUUGUCUUCCUAAGGCUCAUCUGCCCUGCCAUUCUCAACCCCAGAAUGUUCAACAUCAUUGCUGACCCUCCAUCCUCCACAGCAGGCCGAACGCUUACCCUGGUAGCGAAGUCUGUGCAGAAUUUGGCCAACCUGGUGGAAUUCGUUGCUAAGGAGCCCUACAUGGAGGGGGUGAAUCCUUUCAUCAAGAACAACAAACAAAGGAUGAUCAUGUUUCUGGAUGAGCUGGGGAACGUUCCUGAUCUCCCGGAAUCUACCGAGCACUUUAGGACUGAUUUGCCCCGUGACCUUGCUGCCCUGCAUGAGAUCUGUGCUACUCAUUCUGACGAACUCCGCACCCUCAGCAAUGAGAGAGGAGCACAGCAGCACGUGCUGAAAAAGCUGCUGGCCAUCACUGAGCUCCUCCAGCAGAAACAGGCGCACUAUGCCAUGUCCAACAGCAACAGAACUGAAUGUACCUUUAUGGCUGUAGCAACCACUAUCCAGAUCCUCUGAAAGAAAAGAUUGGUAGCAUAAACUCCUCAGAUGCAAACGAAGAAGGUGGGUGCUCUGGCUCUAGUCAGGCAACAAACCGCAAAGCAACAGAUUCAAAACUUAAAUUCACAUUGAGCCGUCAAAGAGAUAUUAUUUCUGACAUCUUGGACAUUCCUGUACUGAAAAUCACGAAUCUUCAACAGAACAACCAAAACUAUGUGUAAAUGUGAAAAGCUUGUCGACUUGACCCCUCAUGGAGACAUCUGCAAACUCAACUUGGAUCUGUCUGACUUCGAUUGACACCACUGGUGUAAUCGACCCGGGAGCUGCGAGCCCUAGACUGGGAUCUGUAGCAAGCAAGAACUUUGGCACUGCAUUGCUCUUGAGCAUCAGGGAAGUGAGAUGCACGCCUUAAGAAACCGUCUACACAAUACUACCGCACAAGCUCUUCCUGUUUUCGACUGUGGUUUCAGAUAAAGAUAGGCUUAGAUCCUACAGAUAUCGACUGAUUCCUAUCUUACCUUCUGAGCCACUUCGCUUGACAAGAUGCUGCAUUCUGGCUUUAUCUCCAAACCAGUGUUUGUAUGUGAUGCAUGAGCAGAUCAGUGAGACCUAUUCAAUUUUGGAGGAUAGAUUAAACGAGGCUGGAGCAUGCGUCCACUUUUAAUAACCUGCCCCUGUUCUUCCAUCGAACCUACAAUGGCACCAUCUCAAGCUCAAAUGAAUUCUAAAGCUUUUCCCUAGAAUGGGCCAAGUAGAUUAUGAGAUUCUUGGUAGAUUUCAGAUCACACAAAGUUGAGCAUCAAGACCUACUGACUGUAAAACUAUAUUAUUUUAUUAUAUCAGUCUGUUCAUGUUUAUCAAACUUGCUUGAGGAGUUAAUUUGGCUGUUUCUUGAUGUGUAUUAUUAUGUAAAACCUCAAAACGUAUCACCAGUUUAUUAUGAUUCUAUAAUGUCCUUUUGUUUGCUCGAUUUGACAAGUAGUUGCAUUGUCCUGUACUCGCUGACUCCCUCACAAAGAAAGUACUGUGUUGGUACCACUGUACAGUGGAGAUAACUGAUGGAAAUACCGUGGUACUCUGAUAUACAUCAUUGUAAUGAAUGACUGCCAUGGCACAUGUCCAAAAAAACUGCUUUUAACCAUAAAAACAUGGUAAUGCAUUCAUGUCAGUGUAUGAAGGUGUAUAAUCGCUACAACUGACUUGAAAUGGCUCACUUUGUACUCAUUCCCUGUUUUCAUCUACAGCUGAUGUAAGGGAUUCUGUACAGUACAUUUAGCUACAUUUUAUGACCCAGCAAAUCUAUGAAAAGCAUGAUGCGGAUUUACUUUUUUUUUUUUUUAUAUAUAUAUUUUAGGUAGCUCAUGUUUUUUAUUUUUCUAUUUUAUACUCAAAACCCACAACUUUUGCAUCUUGGAUACAAAACACCAAGUUACUAACCUGGCUGAAUAAAACUCUUAGUAUGAUUA